GAGCGAGCCGCGGAGAACAUCCGUCGGCUGCGGGAGAGAGGUGGGUGGGCGCCGGCGGGGCCGAGCCGGCCGCGGGGAAGGGACGGCGGCAGCGGGAGCCCUCGGGCCAAACGACGCGGGAGGCCGGGACUCGGCCCUUGGCUUCAGCCGCGCUUCUGGUAACGGCCGAGGGACGGCACUCGAGCCGCACGCCUCGGCUGCUUCGAGGAGCCGGCCCGUCACUGUGUAGCCCUUCACCACGCCGAGCUCCUCGGAAGAUCGCUCUUGCCACGAGCAACUGGAGCGUCCGAGAGGUUAAAUCAGAACCUCAUCAGACCGAAGCAGUGCUGCAGCAAGCAGCCGGAGCUGAAGUUAUGUUUUCUGUGGACUGCGCCAAGCUGAAGGACUACUUUGUACCAGAAAAGCGAGAAUUUGAUGGUAUUUAUUUCAACUUCCCUCACUGUGGGAGGAAGGCUGGGGUAGUGAGGAACAGAGAGCUGCUUGCACACUUCUUCCGUAGCUCUGCAGAAGUGCUGACCGAGGAGGGAGAGAUUCAUGUGGCUCUUUGCAACGGACAAGGUGGGACACCUGCUGAUCAACCAAGGAGAGAAUGGCACAACAGCUGGCAAAUAGUGGCUGUGGCAGCAGGAGCUGGGUUUAUCCUGAGUGAUGUCCAUCCUUUUAAAGCAGAGACUAUCCAUGGAUAUAAGUGUACAGGCUACAGGAGUCAAGAUAAAUCUUUCUGUGUAGAGGGAGCUUUAAACCACAUUUUCACACGGAGCAUGCCACUUCCAUAUUCCAAACCCAUGACCUGUGAGAUAGAACUGGAAAGCCAAAAAGUUUCUUUUCAAGUACCACAAGUACUUGUGGAUAAAAUUAAUAGGGGUUUCCUAGAACAACCUUCAAGUCAUCCAAUACGGACAGUAAAGGAGAAGCUGACUGCAGAGCUCAGCCAAGCCUUUGCAUUACAAAACAUUGACUGCUGCCAUUCUCUCCUUCACCGAGAUCACCUUGAUGGUGUUUGUAACUCAAAUAUUUUUUGGGUCGUUCUGAGCCCAGAGGAGAAUCCAAGCACCGAGGAAAGGUCUAAAGAACUGGCAAAUGCAGUUGUGUUUUCCUGUGUUGAUUUCUGCAGGGACACAGAAAAGGAUGGCUGGCUGAACGUACAAGAGGGAUGCCACUUUUCAAAACAGUACUGUCUUAGACCUUCCCUUCUGCCUUAUGCUCAGGCAAUGAUACACAGAGGAGCCUUUCUCCCAGGGACACUUUAUGUCCUUUCUGGCCCAGUUUUCAGGAAGUGUCUAAUCACUCCUCACUCUAUGCCUGUUUUUCAUGAGAUGGUUCUUGCAUAUGCAGUUAACAGGGGUACAGAGAGCAGCUAUAUCCAGGUGUUGGUGAAUAACAUUAAAACCAGCAUACAUUCUCUUCUUCAGACUGUUUCCACCUUGAAGCUGAAUAUCAGUCUGCAGGAAGCAACGAGCUUUGAAACAACUGAGCUAAAUGACUUUGCUGCUUUUGAAUCUCAGCUUAGUAAAAUCCAGUACCUCAUCUGGAUGGAGAUGGAUGCUUCACAGGCCUGUGAGAAGGGCUCCUGUGUAGGCAUUAUAAGGACACAUCAUUAUGAACUAGUAAGUGGUGAGUUGACUGUUGUCUUUGUUUCAUUGAAUCUUGAUCUCUUAGCCAUGCUGAUCUGUGGAAUAUCUGACUGGAGAAUGCUCUGGACAUCAGACACACGGUUCCUCCGUCAAUUUCCUAGAGGAAAGUUACGACUUUUCAAGAGUUUUUCUCUCUAUCCACCUUCCUAUGUGCAUGAUGUCAGCUUCUGGCUUCCUGAUGGGGAACAGUUUGAGGAAGUUGCUUUUCACACCAUUGCCAGGCAGGUGUCAGGUGAAAUGGUUGUGUCCAUCCAGUUAAUCGACAGUUUCCAGCAGGCAGAGACUGGACGGAAGAGCCUCUGCUACAGGCUGACCUUUCAGUCCUGUGACAAGGCACUGAGCUGCAAGGAGGUGGCAGAGAUGCAGCUCCUCUUUCGAAAGGAAAUAAACCAACUCUUGCAUGUAACUCUUCGGUAGAGCUUUGUCAGUUGUUCUCAGGUGCCCAAGCAGCAUCUCUGCUUGUUACCAACCUGGAAAAUGUGGCCCACAUCUUGCUGAACCUAACGCUGUGUUAUCGCAGUGCCUCUAGGAAGGUGGUGUGGGCUUCAAGUACCUGCACACAUUUUAAAUGUGGAGAUUCCUGUUGAUGAUGACCAAGCCCCUUCCCGUUCUGCUUGUGUGUAACCAAACCUCAUAUUAAAAACAAUGCUUUCCUUUGCUUGGGUCCCGUGGGACUGGAUGUGAUCUCCGUUGGGAACACCCACCUCUUGUCACCACUUUUCCAAGUCGAUCCCAAGCAGGGGGAAGUCGCUGGAGCAAAAGCAGCACCAAAGGUGGGUCUGUGCCCUCCGGCACAGCGCUUCCUCAACCUGCACCCUCUAAAGAGCGAGGGAGGGCUCGCUGCUGGGGGCUGCCUGAAGCAGCCUCCCCAGCCCUGCUUACAGGGAGCUGGGGCUGCUCUGGGGGACAGAGGGCUUCAUGGCUCGUGCUCCACUCCCCAACGACGGGGCUGGCACGUUGCCAGCAGGACAGGCAGCCACGAAGGCAGAGACCCAGGCCUCGACUACAGGCCGGUCACGUUGCCCACACUACAACCACACAGCUUUGCUCCUUCCUUAGAAAGGCGAGGCAGGGUGGCCUCAGGGACCAGAGAGCUCCAUAUCCCCUUAAAGGGGUGAAGAUGCUGGCUGUCCCCUUCCUUACAGGGUUGCUGCUCUCUCCUGGCAGCCAGACCGUGGGGCAACAUGGCAAAAGGCCAAAGACCCGAGCCCUGCUUACAGGGAGGUCGCCCAGCGCAAAGCCAGCGGGGGCAUCUGUGGGAAGUUUAGGAAGCAAAGGGGUCCAUUCUGAACCUUGUGACUCAACAGGAGGGCCUCCCUUACCCUUUUUGUCUCCAGUCUGUAACAAGUUCUAUUAAAGCAACCCUACCUUGGUUUCCCUUUGUGUGUAUCUUCCGCGUAGUAAGCUGGAGCCUGAGCCGUACCUUUGACCUCUGCUGAGAUUUCCUGUUACAA
Molecule: messenger RNA, 3088 nt
Organism: Colius striatus (speckled mousebird)
Lineage: Eukaryota; Metazoa; Chordata; Aves; Coliiformes; Coliidae
Gene: FDXACB1
Product: ferredoxin-fold anticodon binding domain containing 1
Exons: 5
Coding region: 354-2051 (565 amino acids)
Biological process (GO): rRNA base methylation
Cellular component (GO): cytoplasm
Molecular function (GO): rRNA (uridine-N3-)-methyltransferase activity
Source: RefSeq, a predicted model, not a curated record